Dibothriocephalus latus is the source of this 663-nucleotide messenger RNA. NCBI's taxonomy places the organism in Eukaryota, Metazoa, Platyhelminthes, Cestoda, Diphyllobothriidea, Diphyllobothriidae. The record is from the annotation of a GenBank genome assembly.
AUGAAUUUCCACUUCCUCGUUAUGGAUUUGCUUGGUCCUAGUCUCGAGGAUCUUUUCCUGUUUUGUAGCCGGCGUUUUACGAACAAAACAGUGCUGAUGCUAGCCGACCAGAUGCUUUCACGCGUUGAGUUUGUCCACAAUAAAUGUUUCGUGCACCGCGACAUCAAACCCGACAAUUUUUUGAUGGGGAUUGGACGUCACUGCAACAAACUCUAUAUAAUUGAUUAUGGUUUGGCCAAGCGUUUCAGUUGCCAGCGUACCGGGCGGCACAUCCCUUAUCGAGAGGACAAGAAUCUCACUGGGACUGCACGUUACGCUAGUAUCAAUGCACACCUAGGGAUAGAACAAUCUCGUCGUGAUGAUAUGGAAUCUUUGGGAUAUGUUCUUAUGUAUUUCAACCGUGGGUCGUUGCCAUGGCAAGGUUUGAAGGCCAACACUAAGCGGCAAAAGUAUGAGAGAAUUAGCGAGAAGAAGAUAUCCACACCCGUUGAAGUCCUUUGCCGAGGCUAUCCAGCCGAGUUUGCUAUGUACCUUAACUAUUGCCGCGGUCUCCGGUUUGAAGAACCACCGGACUACAUGUACUUGCGCCAACUGUUCCGCAUCCUUUUCCGAACUCUGGGUCAUCAGUUCGACUUCCUGUUCGAUUGGACGAUGUUGAAACAA